Molecule: messenger RNA, 873 nt
Organism: Chinchilla lanigera (long-tailed chinchilla)
Lineage: Eukaryota; Metazoa; Chordata; Mammalia; Rodentia; Chinchillidae
Exons: 3
Coding region: 1-603 (200 amino acids)
Source: RefSeq, a predicted model, not a curated record
AUGCUGUUGGUUCCAGCUCUGGGCCUGGCACCGACUCUGACCCUGACAAUGCGUUGUGCGGCAGGUUCUGUUCCAGAGCCAGUGCUAGAGCUGGGCCUGAAGCCACACAGCAGUGGUGGUGGCUCAGGGGUGGCGGCCCAGGCCAAGACCCCGCGCGCGGGGAGCAGGGCAGGGAGGUUUGAUGGGCGGGGCGCUGCGCCGGUCGCCCGCCCCGCGCGCUUCCCUGAGAUAGCCCGGGUGCAGGCUGAGGCCCUGCGGGCCCUGCACCCGGGGCUGUGCGCUGGCGAGGCGCAAUUGGACGCUAGAGGGCGCUACGGCGGCGGAGUCUGUCCCUCGCGGGCCGCCGUCCGCACUGGUAUAAAGGGCGCGGCGCGGGACCGUGUGUCCUCUCGGCAGCCAUGGAGGUCCGGCGGGGCGGUGGUGUGUGGUUAUCGUGUUCGGCGGCGGGGAGAGGCCGCGCGCUCUCGUGGAGGUGGGCCCGGGCCCUGGAUGGCUGCGGGUAAUCUGACCUUCCCCCUGGAAAACAGCUGUAACUUUUAUUUGUGCAGGAGUUUGCCUGCCGGAGCCGGAACUCCUGUAAGGAGAUGCUGGAGUCUUGAAUGAGUUGACAGGUUGGUGCUGGAACAGGCCUCACACACACACAGUCAAACCUAAGUGAUGACCUGGACCCCUGGGUCUUCAGCCUGCAGACCCUGCCCCUCGAGGCGUUGCAGGUGUGGCUGCUGUGUCACAUCUGCGUCACUAGGUGGCAGAGAGAAUCGAGGCUAUGUCUACGCUCAGUGUUCUGACCCGUGAACGCCUGAAUGAUUAGUAGCCUGACACCGACAGAGCCAUUGCAGGGUGCCAUGUGCUUGCCGGCCACCUGGAGCCUGG